AUGGCCGAUUCCGCGCCCCGCAAGCGCUCUCGUGCUGCAUGUUUGUCAUGUCAGGCGCGCAAGCGUAAGUGCUCUGGCGAAAAACCAUGCGUAACAUGCAUUCACGCUGGCGUCGAUUGUCAGUAUAGCUCCACAUCGCGCCGGAAGCAGCAGAGAACUGGCACCACGUUCAAUGAGGGCUUGCGAAUGCUGCAACAGUUCCCACAACCCCUGGAUGGCCGAAGUUCAGCUAUCGCACCCAAGGAGAGCAGUGCUGCAGGCAGCACUGCUUCUCCAGCCUCGCAUACUCGAUCAGAGCAACCCCAUCAUGCGAGCCAGUCGCUCGAGGUGAACUCCGGAGCCGCAUUUGUUCGCAAGCUUGGUUUACGGAUUGACCCUGCCAAUGCACCACGCUUGAACCUAUUCGCCUGGAACGUUGGCCAGCGGCGAUUGUCGCCGACGUUUUCUUCGGCUACCACGGUCAAGAAGCCAAUUACAAGCAUGCUUUCUCAGGAGGAAAUGCGACGGCUGGCUACUGUCUAUUUCGAGAAAGUUGACACAUGCUAUCCAUUUCUCGAUCGCAAAAGCAUAUUCCAACGCAUUGCCCACAGAUGGAAUGUAUCAACACCCGAUGACAUCGAAAACGAAUUCGAUGCAGUCUUAUACGGCGUUGCAGCCUUCGGGUUUCUAUUCUCACGGCGCGACAUCGUGGAUACAGAACGCCAUCUAGUCGAGGCCGCACGCCUCCUUCUAGAAAAGAGUAUCCUCUGUGCUGAGACACCCUCAAUUGACACAGUUGCCGGCUGGGUGCUCCGCGCCGCAUAUCUACGCAUGACAGCAUCACCACACGCCGCUUGGAUGGCGAGCUGCACCCUAAUGCACAUGGUUGAAGCAGCAGGCAUUCAUCUCGAAUCCACCGAUCCAGAAUCCACAGGCCUCAUCCACGGCCCAUCCAACCCACCAAACCCCAGCCCGCAAAACGACACAGACCUCACCAAACCCCUCAACACCCCCGACAGCCGCCGCCGCCUCUACGGCAUGGCUCGCCACCUCAACACAUGGAUAUCCUACGACCUAGGCCGCUCGCGCGUGAUCCUCCAUGGCGCCCCAACACGGGCCUGGCCUCUUAAUCCACACUCCACCCUUGGUUCUCGCCCAGACCUCUUCCACCUUCUCCCUCUCUCGGAAAACCUUGACCCAACUGGUCCAACCCUGCAAGACCUCCCGGAGCUCGAGGCAGCGCUCACCUCCGUCCUCGACAUCCUCUACACAGAGCAAUCUCUAAUCCUAGUGCAAUGCAACCUGAUGCUCUGCAUCUACCGGCGCAUCCGCGCCCUGAAUGCCCACCCACCGCUCUCAAGCAAAUUGUUGGACCGCGUCCUCGCCCUCGCGGCCCGCGGCCUCCGCGCAGCCCGUGGCAUGGCCGCCUCCACCUGCCCGUGGCAUCAGGUUGCCAACGUGCCAUUCCAGGUGGUCUGCACGCUGCUGGCGAUCGACAAUAGAGCCGCGCUGGCUCUGCUCCCUGACGCCAUGCAGACGCUGCGCGAGGUCUUCGCGGCAUAUGAGACGGAUGCGAUGCGCGAGGCGUACUCGACAGCGUACCUGCUCAUCGCGCUGCAUCAGCGGCGGAAGGAGGAUGACACGCGGGCAUUGGGUGAUGUGCUGAGGGCGAAUGCAGGGGCCGCGGAGCAGAAGGGGUUGCGGCAUGGGGGGUUGGUUGGGGAAGAACAGGGACGGCAGGAACAGCAGCAACCGCAGCAGCAACAGCCUUCUCUGCCGAUGGGUAAUGCGCCUGUUCCUAAUCUGGAGCUUUCGUGGCUCGGGGAUCUGGUUAUUGAUAUGCCUAGUUUGCAGAACUUUGAUCUUGAUCAGUUUCUUAUGACUGAUGUACCGUGGCCGUUACCUGAGAUGGGGCUCUAG
Messenger RNA from Penicillium chermesinum, 1899 nucleotides. Its product is annotated as putative C6 transcription factor. The coding region runs from base 1 to 1899 and encodes 632 amino acids. The record is from RefSeq and is a predicted model, not a curated record. Gene Ontology annotation, biological process: response to xenobiotic stimulus; DNA-templated transcription; regulation of DNA-templated transcription. The transcript has a single exon. Lineage: Eukaryota; Fungi; Ascomycota; Eurotiomycetes; Eurotiales; Aspergillaceae. Gene Ontology annotation, molecular function: DNA binding; zinc ion binding; DNA-binding transcription factor activity, RNA polymerase II-specific.